UUUAUUAAAUGAAUUGUAUAUUGAAAUGAUAUUUUAAACUAAUAUAGUACAAAGAUACUUGCACUUUAAAUAAAGAGUCACUUAAAUUUCAUGUCCAUUUUGUGAAAAAUAAAUUUUAUAAAGAUGAGUAUGGAAGAUGAGUAUAAUGUAGCAGCCAGAUAUAGAACUGUUCGCAAGCAUUUAGAUAAUUUGGGAUACAAGCAAGCGCUUACUUUGGAUGCACUUCCUUUGAUAGAAAAAUUGCUUGCUGAUUUAAUACAAACAACAGAAAGUUUGAAGCAUUUUAAAAGCAUUGCACAAGAAAAUAUUGAGGCACAUACACAAUUACAAUCCAUAAUUGAUCCAUAUAAAUGUGAUAAUGUGAGAUUAGUACAAGAAUGUAACCAGCUUCAUUUAGAUUUGAUAAAAGAAAAAGAAGGUCAUCAGAAACAAAUUAAGGAUCUUAAAAAGGAAAUAUAUAAAUUGGAGCGUGAAUGUAAUGAUCUCCAGUUAGCAUCAUCUCGUAAUUUACAUAGAAUUAAGGAAUUGGAGAUUGAAUCUUCUAAAAAGUCUAAAAGAAUUUUAGAACUUCAAGGGAAAUGUUUAAAGCCAACUAUUAGUAAUGUUGGAUUAGCUUCUAAGAAACGUCCAGUUUUUCCACUUCGAAGACCAGUCAUAGAAGGUGAACCAUUACCAAGAACAGGAACUAAAAGCAAAAAUCCAUUGCCGAAUUUAAGCACAGUAGAACCGAAGGUUGUUGAUUUGUUAAACAUGGCAGAUCAUAAAAUGAAUUGUUUGAGUCAUGAGGUAACAAAAUUAAAGGGAGAACUCUCUUUGCAAAUUGAAAAUGUACAUAUGCUAAAAAAUCAGUUAACUAUAAAGGAAAAAGAAAUUAUACGAUUGAAAAAAAUGUUAGAUGGAGGCAGACCAUAUUCUGCUAUAUUUAAAGAUUGUGCUUGUAAGAAGACAGAUAAUGAUAACAUGGAAAUUAAUGAAUUAAAGAUUCUUCAACAAGAAAAGCUAGAAUUAGAACAGCAGUUAAAAGAGGCCUUAAAUAAGCAACAUGAUGCUAUGUCUCAAGCACUUAAACUUGCUGAUAGGAAUGAAGAAUUGGAAAAAGAAUUGAGAGACAUAGACCAUAUAGCAUUAGCUGUAGAGGCUGAUUGUAAUUCUGCAGUUAAAGAAAAUAAUAAAAGAGUUUCUAAGCUACAGCAAAAGUUAGAAGAAGUAAUGAUGCAAGUACACAUAUUAGAGGGUGAAUUAAUUGCUGAGCGUAGAGAAGUACAAGAAUUGAAAGCAAAUCUUGAAGCUUGUAAAAUGGAAAAGAAUAAUAUUCAACGCACUUUGGAAUCAACAUUAAAUGAGAAAAAACAGACGACGGAUAGGAUAAAUGAAUUAAUAAUAAUUGAAAGAAACUUAAAUGAUGAAAUAGAAAGAUUAGCUAGAGAAAACGAGAAGCAAAGACAAGAUAUUAUUCAGUUACAAUAUAGCAAUAAACAGUUAAAAGAUCAAAUGAACAUGAAGGAAAUUUUACAAGGAAAAAGAAAUGACGAUAAUAGAGAUUUGUUGCCAUUAUCAGGACAAAAUGGAAUAGAAAUCCAAGAACCUCAUAAAGAGAGAGAAGUUCAAAAUGAGAAUGGAAUUCGGUACAAUAAUUUACAGCAAACCGUUGAACAAUUAAAACGAGAGAGAGAUUUCUACAGAGAUGAAUAUAAUAAAAUUAAGGAUUACAAUAGUAAAACAAUGGAUAAAGACCAUGCUGAUUUGUGGACACGGAUUCGAGAAUUAAAACUACAGUUAACUGAAAAGGAAAGUGUAGUAGAUGAAUUACAACGAGAAAAGCAAGAAUUGUACCGCGAAAAAUUUAAUUUAGAAACGCGUUUACAGAGUUAUAAGGCUGAACAUAAAUCAUCUUGUCGGCCGUGUAAUGUAUGUAAACGUAGUACUUCGUGUAAUUGUGCUCUUUCGGCUGUGAAAGAUAUUAGCAAAGCAAAGAGCAUCAUUGAAAGAUUGGAACAUGAACGAAAUAUUGCAAGAGCAGAUGUUGAACGUUUAAUAGAGGAACGUGAUGCAUUACGUGAAAGAUUGAAGAUGGCAACAGAAGCACACACGUCUGAACAACAUCGUUUGAGGGAAAAUUUAACUGAUGUUGAAGCUCGGUUGAAACAGAUAGAAAAGGAACGACAAGAGCUUUUACUUACACAAGGAGCACGAAGAGCAACCAUAAAUGGUCUGGAAGAUCAACUGCAAGAUCUGCGAGAAGAGUUAAAACGAACUAAACAGGAACUAGGAACUCAACGGACGCAAUAUUUUCAACUCCGAGCCCUCCAAGAUCAAACAGAUCAGGCGCUGGGCGACGCGCAGAAUCAAUUAACGCAAUCGGAGUCUGAAUUAAAUAAGGCGUUGGACCGCAAUAGAGCGAUAGAACGACAGCAGUUGCAGUUGGAAAAUCAAGUGAAAGAAUUACAACAAGAAGUUAAUAAUUUCAAAUCAAAGAUGGCACAUUUGGACCAUGAGAAAGAUCAAUUAUUGAUGGAAUUGGACGAGAAGACAGAGAGAAUAGCUGCUUUAGAGAAAGAAAUAAUGAUCAAAGAUCAACAAGUAAUGGGGAACGAGCAACAGAUUCGUGAAUUACAGCAGAAAAAUGAAAUAACUGUCGAUCAGAGUGCUGAGCAAGGCAGACAAUUGAGAAUGUCGCAGCUAGAGGUAGAGAAUCUUCAACGGCAAUUACAAACGUCCAGUUACGAUCGGGAAAAUGCCAUUCAAGAAAAUCAACGGAUCCAGGAUGAUUUGGCUGCGGUUACUUGCGAAGUAAGAAAUUUGCAGCGCGAACUGGAUGCAUCUCGCGCCGAAUGCUCCGACUUGAAGCGGCAACUUCAAACUUACGUUGGCGAGGUCCGUCGAGCCGAGGAGCUUCUCAAUCGAAAGGAGAGUGAAAGAACCGAGAUGUUGAAUCACUUCAGAAGUUUGAGUUUAGAAGCAACAGUUCUGGAAAAUAAUAAUCACAGCUUGGAGUCUGAAGCGGCUGAAGCGAGAGGAGCACUACAGUCAGCUAGGGAUCGACUGUUAGACUUAGAGCGACAAUUGGCUGAUAAAGAUACUCUGAUCAGAGGCUAUGAAACACAGAUUAGCGAAUUAACUCAAAAUGUCGCAAGCAUGGAAACACAGUUGCGCCAACAAGGGGAACAGAGGCGCAGAACAGAGGCUGAUUUGAAUGCUGUGAGAGAUUUGUGUGUAAAAUUGGAUCAGCAAAAAGAUACGCUGAUGCUACAGCUGGAUGAUAAAGACGCACUUAAGGCGCAGUACGAUAUGCAAAUCGCUAAAUUGAAAGCGGAGCAGACUGUAAUUCAAGAUCAGAUGAGUAGAGAUCGCGCAACAGUCGAACGGUUAGAGAUGCUUUUGGAUCAAGCGCGGCAAGAAUCUAUAAGCGUGCAGGCCAACAAUCAGGAGCUUCAAAACGAGAUGUCCAGACUGAGACAAAAGAUGUCCGAACUGCAAAGUAAACUAUCGUCGGAAUCGGGAAAGCUACGGCAAUAUCAAACUCAAGCUGCGGAGUACUGUAAGCAGAUCAGUGAACUGCGUAGACAAGUUACAAACGAGAGAUUUGAUCGUGCAAGAAAGGAAGAAGAAACUCGCAGACACUCAGAAGGUCUUCCUGAUUCACUCGUCCAAACUCCACCUCCUAAUAACCAAAUCCCUUGUAAUUCAAAUGAUACAGGAUUUACGACGCAAAGGUCUUUAAAUUCCACACCAGACAGUUUUAACGUAGAUUUAAAUGUGGUUAUAUAAAGUAUCGUUUAACGUGCUCUGAUCAA
This is a messenger RNA of Megachile rotundata (alfalfa leafcutting bee), 3794 nucleotides long. RefSeq lists its product as uncharacterized. The record is from RefSeq and is a predicted model, not a curated record. NCBI's taxonomy places the organism in Eukaryota, Metazoa, Arthropoda, Insecta, Hymenoptera, Megachilidae.